This is a messenger RNA of Pelodiscus sinensis (Chinese soft-shelled turtle), 4722 nucleotides long. RefSeq names its product G protein-coupled receptor 155 (gene GPR155). Gene Ontology annotation, biological process: negative regulation of BMP signaling pathway; intracellular signal transduction; transmembrane transport. Lineage: Eukaryota; Metazoa; Chordata; Testudines; Trionychidae. Gene Ontology annotation, cellular component: membrane. The record is from RefSeq and is a predicted model, not a curated record.
CGUGGUAGCUGCCGGGGGGUCCGAGGCGGCAGCGCCGCGACGUGUCUCCUGCUCCAUGGGGAGACCAGCCCCAGCGGUCACAUCCUGCGCCAGGCGGAGGCAGCGAAGGGUACCCCGGAGAGCAGAGGAAGCCCGGGGCAGCGGCCGGCUGCGGGGCUGUGAGGGGGCCCGGCAUGGGCGCUCCCGCCUUGGUGCCGCUGUGACCGCCGCCAGAAAUCUAUCAGAACAUUUCUAACUGUGCUUUUAAAAAGAGCGGUGAGAGAAGAUGGAUACUUUCUCAGACAUUUCUGCAAAGAACCUCUCCCCUUCAGCCAACAUGUCACAUUGCCUGCCUGGCAAUUUGGACGAUCAAUUCAAUGUUACCAGCAGUUCUCCUUCUAUGUCAAUAAGUAGGCUUUUCCCUGCCUUGCUACAAUGCUUUGGCAUCAUACUCUGUGGAUAUAUAGCUGGAAGAGCCAACAUCAUCACGUCAACUCAGGCCAAAGGACUGGGAAAUUUUGUCUCUUGUUUUGCACUCCCAGCUUUACUAUUCAAAAACAUGGUGGUACUUAAUUUUUCCAAUGUGAACUGGUCCUUCCUUUUUAGCAUCCUGGUUGCCAAAGCUUCUGUAUUUUUCUUGGUCUGUAUUUUAACAUUAUUGGUAGCCAGUCCUGAAAGUCGGUUUAGCAAAGCAGGACUGUUCCCUAUUUUUGCUACACAAAGCAAUGACUUUGCACUGGGGUAUCCCAUAGUUGAAGCUUUAUAUCAGACCACUUACCCAGAGUAUCUCCAGUACAUUUACUUAGUGGCUCCAAUAUCUCUUAUGAUGCUAAAUCCUCUUGGGUUUAUCUUAUGUGAAAUCCAGAAAUGGAGGGAUAAUCGCAGUAUGUCACACAACAAAAUAAAAAUAGUGGGUCUUGCGCUCCUUCGAGUGUUGCAGAACCCAAUAGUAUUCAUGGUAUUCAUAGGAAUUGCCUCCAAUUUUAUUCUUGGCCAGAAGAUUCCAGUGUAUUUUGAAAACUUCCUUGAUGGACUAGCCAGUUCAUUUUCUGGCUCAGCACUUUUUUAUCUUGGUCUCACUAUGGUGGGACAAAUAAAAAAACUGACAAAGAAUGCAUUUGUUGCACUGAUUCUUCUCAUCACAGCUAAACUACUGAUGAUGCCACUUUUCUGUAGAGAAAUGGUGGAAUUGUUGGACAAGAGUGACAGUUUAGUCAACCACACAAGUUUAUCAAACUAUGCAUUUCUCUAUGGAGUCUUUCCAGCAGCACCUGGUGUGGCUAUCUUUGCAAACCAGUUCAAUAUGGAAGUAGAGAUUAUUACCUCAGGAAUGGUGAUAAGCACAUUUGUGUCUGCUCCUAUCAUGUAUGUUUCUGCUUGGCUGUUGACCAUUCCAUCCAUGGAUCCAAAACCACUGGCAUCUGCAAUCCAAAAUAUUAGCUUUGAUAUAAGUAUUGUCAGUCUUGUCUCCUUGAUCUGGUCUCUUACUAUUAUUCUUUUGAGUAAGAAAUAUAAACAACUUCCUCAUAUGCUGACAACAAACUUACUCCUUGCUCAGGUUGUUGCAUGCGUUGGAAUGGUGAUGUGGAAUUUCAUUAUUAGAGAGAGAAACAUCACUUUGCAGAUUUUGGUGUUCAUCUUGUUGUACAGUUCGAUUUAUGGUACUUAUUUGUGGACAGGUUUCCUCUCUCUCACUUUACUCCUGUUAAAGAAAAGAGAUAUAAUAAAGAUCCCUGUUGGAUUUAUCAUCAUAGCUGGGUGGGGCAUCCCAACGCUUCUAGUGGGAAUCUUACUAAUAACUGGGGAGCGUAACAUGGAUAGCAUUGACUCAGCUUUUUUUUAUGGAAAAUACCAGAUGGUUACCACAGCAGUGACCCUAUUCAUCAGCUUUCUGAUGUCAGGUAUCUCACUUCUUUGUAUGAACAGAAACGGACAGGAGACUGACUAUGAGGUAUUGAACCCAUAUUCAUGUAGUGGCCAGAGGCGGGAGAACCCUGAAAGGGAAGGGAAUGAAGAGAGUCAGAUGUCAAACAGUGGCAUUCCACCUUUCACAGAAUCAUCUACAGAAAGAGGUUGCUGUUCAUGUCAAACAAUAAAUGGUGAAUUAUGCUGCUCUGGAGAAGGAGACCCAGUGUUAAAUGCUACCACUAAUGAUAGCUGUACUCCUCCAACUGAAACAGCAAAUCCGUGUGAGUGUCCAUGCAGUUCUCAAAACUGCAUAUUGGCACAGGAAGAACAACGUCUGAAAAGUGGAGACAGACAACUGGGUAGACACGUGCUGCUGUGUUUACUUCUCGUUGUUGGCCUGUUUGCUAAUCUGUCCAGCUGUUUGUGGUGGUUGUUCAACCAAGAACCUGGAAGGCUCUAUGUGGAAUUGCAGUUCUUUUGUGCUGUAUUUAACUUUGGACAGGUAGUCAAGCCCUUAAGAACCAUACUGUCUUUGAAAAUCUGCCCUUCACUCCUUGUAGGCUUCAUAUCCUUUGGUAUUUUUGGUUUGGAUAAACAUUUAAUCAUUCUGCCAUUCAAAAGAAGGCUUGAAUUCCUCUGGGGUAAUCGAGAAACAGCAGAACAUACGGAUUCUUCAGUACCUGAGGAAAUCAGGAUAACCUGUCAACAGUUUGUUCAUUAUCAUAGAGAUGUUUGUGUCAGAAGCAUUGUCAAAGACAGAAGGUGUGGUGCAAAAACCUCGACUGGAGUCUUCCUUGGCUGUGAGCUGGUGAACUGGCUUAUCCAAGUUGGCCUUGCUUCUGACCGUGGUGAAGCUGUGAGGUACGGCGACAGACUGGAAAAAGGAGGAGUCAUCCAGCAUAUUACCAAUGAAUUUGAAUUUCAGGAUGAGUACUUGUACUACCGGUUUAUUCAGAAGAGAUCCCCAGUGACCGAAAGCCACUGAACUGGGCAUGUAUUCAGAGAGUAGGCAGCAAAGGGCGAGUUUGUCCUUCUCACCUGCCCUAACCACUGACAUCUAAAGUGUUUUCUUUCUUAUGACACUUACAGAAUUGGGUGUUUCUUGCUUUUAAUGCAGAAGAAAUUUGAUGGUUCUUGUUCCACCUAAAGAAAAUGUGUAGUAAAUGACCAGCUUUAAAUGCUCACCUAUGAAAAAAUUGGUUUUAUUUAAUUAUUUUAAGUGAUGUAACUGAAACCAAGUAGGACACUCAGAGUUCAGUUUUUUCAGUUUGAAUGUAAGCUAUAGUAAAAUGAUUCUCUCCCUUCCCUGCACACAAUAAAACAGCACGUAGCUGCUGAUGCCACAUAACUUUAAAACAAUCUGUGUUAAGAUUGUUUCCUUUUCCUGGUAAAGUCCUGAAUUUCAGUUUGUCAAUUGGAGUUUUUCCUUUGACUUAAUGGGACCAGGAAUCCGCCAUUAUGCCUGUUACUUAGGACAGUUGCAUAACAAGUAGAAACUCUGUUAAAUUUUUACCUCUACGUUUAUGCUGCUUACUCCUGCCUUGAAGAGAGAAUCCUUUGUUUGUAAUGAUGUAAUUGCUGUAAGAUUAUCAUGAUGUCAAGGAAUUAGGAGUGAGAAAUGAACAGAUGAAUAAUUAUCAAAGGUCCUGUUUUAAUACAAGAUAACCACGUCCUAAAGAGAGGGGUUUUUUUAAUAAUAAAAAACCCAACAAAACCAUAGAAACAUCAAAGAAUAUAAUGAAUUGUAAGUAGUUUGUUUCCCAACUAUUUUCAUGUAGGCAUUUAGUAACUCUGCUAAGAAAAAGCAGCUAGCAAAUUAUACCUACAUCUUCAAAUGUUAGAAGCAAUUACAACGCUUGGUGGGGCAAUAAGUAUUCAGUAUCUCUCCAAACCAAGGCCAAAACUUCAAACAAAGCGUAAAACCUUUAAAUGAGGUGUAAUAACUUUAAAAUGCAUGAUCCAAAGAACCUGCACACUUCUGAAUUUAGUUUUAAAAUUUCUAAGAAUUUGAAAAUUAUAUUAUUUUUAUCAAAGCUUUAUUUCAUGAAUACAAGAUAAUCAAAUAAGUCCCACCAACCGCCCUAAAAUGUUCAUAUGUACUCUAGUAAUGUAUUCAAAUCUAAUGUACUGAAAGAGUUUGAGUUCAUGUUAGCCAUUUCAAUAUUAUUAUAGGUAACGUAGAACUCUGGAGUAUGAACUAGCCCUUUCUUACUGCCCAUUUAAAACUGAAACAAAAGCACUAAAUUGUUGCCAUAAACUUCUAAUCACCAGUGUGACUGAAAAAAACAAACAAAAUCUGCUUUGUUUUGUCAUCUAAGGUAGCUACAUGCAUACAUCGAUUUCCUUCAUCCCUUUUUAAUUUUAACGACACAGAUUUUACUUUACCUUUUUAUGUGGCCAUUAUUUGCUAGUAAUAAGAAUAAAGUUGUUAUAACAGUAUAAACCACUGUACUAGAAGAGAUUUUACAGUAACUACAAUUGGAUGUUACACCACAUGCAUGCAAGACUGACUGAGAAAGCAAUUCCUUUUUUGCUUUCUAAUAUGUCAUCUUAUUGCAUGUUAGUCUGCAGUGUGCAUUGAUGCAGACAGUGUCCUAUGUAUGCUAUAUAAACUGACAUUUUCUGUACAACAAAGCAACUGACAUUUGUAGCAGGCCGUGGAUUGGCAUAAUUUAUGAAGGAAAUCGAUGGAGUACUUUUUGUUCCACUGUAACAGCUUAAAACAGUUGUUAAGCUAUUUUGAAUGAAUUAGAGAUGUUUUAAGAGUGGAAGCAGUUAACAUCUCUUGUGUCUGAAUGUUGCUACUUCUCAAUAAAUCUAUAGUUAUUUUAUCUU